This is a messenger RNA of Miniopterus natalensis, 985 nucleotides long. It is a transcript of the gene CREG1, whose product is annotated as cellular repressor of E1A stimulated genes 1. NCBI's taxonomy places the organism in Eukaryota, Metazoa, Chordata, Mammalia, Chiroptera, Miniopteridae. The record is from RefSeq and is a predicted model, not a curated record.
ACCAUCUCCACGCAGCAGGCGGUGCGCGGCUGGCCCUUCGCCGACGUCCUGUCGCUGAGCGACGGGCCCCCGGGCGCGGGCAGCGGCGUGCCCUACUUCUACCUGAGCCCCAUGCAGCAGCUGGUGGGCAACCUGCAGGAGAAUCCAUAUGCUACGCUGACCAUGUCUUUGGCACAGACUAACUUCUGCAGGAAACAAGGGUUUGAUCCCCAAAGCCCCCUGUGUGCCCACAUCAUCCUGGCAGGGACAGUAACCAAGGUGAACGAGACAGAGAGGGACGUUGCAAAGCAGUCGCUGUUCAUUCGCCACCCUGAGAUGAAAGACUGGCCUUCCAGCCACGACUGGUUCUUUGCCAAGUUGAACAUAACCAACAUCUGGCUCGUGGACUACUUCGGUGGACCCAAAAUAGUGACGCCCGAGGAAUAUUUCAAUGUCACAUUUCAGUGAAGCAGAAUUUGCCCAACUUAACCACAUGGGUGAAGUUUUUAGGACGUUUCGUACAGACCUGAAGGACCCCAGGUUCCUCUCUGGAAAGCAUCCUGAAGCUCAGCCCAUUUGCUUUUAUGCGUGGCUGGUUUUCUUGCUUGUUAACAGAUCAAUUUGGAGUGUUACUGGAUUUCUUGGAAGAUGUGGUUGCUAAAUUUUAUAAAUUUAAAUUUAUAGUUUCAUUACCUUUAUACAUGGUUUCAGAAGAGAUAAGACCCCUCGUAAAGAGGAGUGUCAGGAGUCAAGCAUGGACCCUUUGAUGGCUCCGAGAAAGGAGUGGGUUCCCAGCAUCAUGUUUGAAAACAAAAUGAACUUACCCAAGAUCCAGCCAACAGCUUCUGGUUUAAAAAAGAAGAAAGAAAAGAAAAAUGACUUACAUUAAACUUGGUAAAAUAGUUUCUUAUGCAAAGCAUUAAUAAUUAAAAGCAUUAUGUUAAUGUAUGAGUUGGAUUUUUUUUCUUACACAUGUUCAUAUUCAUUACACUCUUACUGGACACUG